Ilex paraguariensis (yerba mate) is the source of this 765-nucleotide messenger RNA. Lineage: Eukaryota; Viridiplantae; Streptophyta; Magnoliopsida; Aquifoliales; Aquifoliaceae. The record is from the annotation of a GenBank genome assembly.
AGACGUCUAUUUUUGCGGAAACUCUUUGAAUUCCAAUAAAUUAACCAAUAAAAGCCCACGAUGGUGAAAUUGAAGAUGAAGAUGAUGAUUAUGGCCAUCAUCAACAGAAGAAAUUCUCAAAUUCUUUCUUUUUCCUCAUUUUCUGGCCUAUCAAUCGCACAGUUUUACUCUUAUCGCUUGUUUUUGGUACUUGUUUUGAUGAUCUUUAGUUGCGUCUCUGCUUCUUCUUCAAGUGCUGGUGGAGUAAUUCGCGUGAGUUACAAAUUCUCAGGCACCGAUCGUUCACUCAGUGCCCUCAAAGCUCACGACACCCUUCGUCACUUCGGAGUUUUCGCUGGUGUCGACCUCCCUCUCGGCGGAACCGGCCGUCCUGAUUCAGUCGGGCUUUACUAUGCUAAGAUUGGGAUAGGAACACCUUCAAAGGACUAUUAUGUGCAAGUAGAUACAGGAAGUGACAUAAUGUGGGUUAAUUGCAUUCAGUGCAAGGAAUGCCCUAGAAGGGGUUAUCAUGGUCUGGAACUUACACUGUACGAUCCGGGGGAUUCACUCAGUGGAAAGCUGGUUUCUUGUGAUGAAGAGUUUUGUCUGGAAAUCAAUGGAGGUCGAGUCUCUGGUUGUAAUACCAAUGUGUCAUGUCUAUAUACUGAGGUUUAUGGAGAUGGGAGCUAUAGUAUUGGCUACUUUGUAAAGGAUAUCGUCCAAUAUGAGGGAGUGUCUGGUGAUCUCCAGACUAAAUCGGCUAAUGGAAGUGUUAUAUUUGGGUAA